AUGAGCCCCCUCCCCGCGGGCAACGGCAGCGCCUGGGGGGGCUCCGGCAACUGCAGCGGGGCCGGCAGCCUGGGCCGGCAGUGGGUGCUGGGGACCGCCAUCAGCCUCACCGUCCUGGUCACCGUGGCCGGUAACUUGCUGGUGAUUGUGGCCAUCGCCAAGACGCCGCGGCUGCAGACCAUGACCAACGUCUUCAUCACCUCGCUGGCCUGCGCCGACCUCAUCAUGGGCUUGCUGGUGGUGCCGCCAGGGGCCACCAUCCUGCUGAGCGGCCACUGGCCCUACGGCACGACGGUGUGCGAGCUGUGGACCUCGCUGGACGUGCUGUGUGUCACGGCCAGCAUCGAGACGCUGUGUGCCAUCGCCGUGGAUCGCUACCUCGCCAUCACCUCGCCGCUGCAGUACGAGGCGCUGAUGACCAAGGGCCGGGCCCGGGCCGUGGUGUGCCUGGUGUGGGCCAUCUCUGCCUUCAUCUCCUUCCUGCCCAUCAUGAACCACUGGUGGCGGGACGGGGCGGACGAGCGGGCGGCGCGCUGCUACGACGACCCGCGCUGCUGCGACUUCGUCACCAACGUGACCUACGCCAUCAUCUCCUCCACCAUCUCCUUCUACGUGCCCCUGCUCGUCAUGAUCUUCGUCUACGUGCGAGUCUUUGCCGUGGCCACGCGGCACGUCCAGCUCAUUGGCAAGGACAAGGUGAGGUUCCUGCAGGAGCCCCCCAGCCCCACGGGCAGGAGCAGCCGGCGCAGGCGGCCCUCCCGUCUGCUGGCCAUCAAGGAGCACAAGGCGCUCAAAACCCUGGGCAUCAUCAUGGGCGUCUUCACGCUCUGCUGGCUGCCCUUCUUUGUGGCCAACAUCAUCAAGGUCUUCUGCCGCUCGCUGGUGCCGGACCAGCUCUUUCUCUUCCUCAACUGGCUGGGCUACAUCAACUCCGCCUUCAACCCCAUCAUCUACUGCCGCAGCCCCGACUUCAGGAGCGCCUUCCGCAAGCUGCUGUGCUGCCCGCGCCGCGCCGACCGCCGGCUCCACGCCGUCUCCCAGGACCUGCAGCGCUGCCCCUGUGCCUUCAGCCCUCGGGGGGGCCCUGCAGAGGACAGCAAGGCGGCCCCCGGGCGCGCCGGGGAGGACGGCGAGGCUCGGGGCAGCGGCAGCAGAACAGAGGAGACUCCUCUGCCCCAGGGCGGUGGCCACCGGCAACGGCCCCUGGGCGAGUCCCGGCUGCAGGGCGCGCAGACCUCGCUGUGUUCCCAGCUGCAUGACUUUGCUGGCGGAGCGACGCCCGCGGGUCCGUCCGACUGACUGAGAGCAGCGGAGAGCUGGGAGGAGAGCGCUUCCCCCGGCCGGGUCAUCAUCGCUCCGGCCUCUCCUCUGCCCGCCUUGGCCGCCGCCCUCCCCGGGGACCGCAGCCCGUGGCCAGCCCCAGGCUGCUGCCCGGGCUCGGGCACGUGAGUCCGGGUCAGCCCGGCCGCAGCCGCUUUAACCCUCCUUGUGCUGCUGCCCGCUUGGCUCGCUGGAGCUGCGCCCCUUGCGCACGGCGCUCCCGGCUCCCUUCCGUGCCUGCGGGGGCGGUGGCUGUGGGUCCCUGUCCCCAGCCGAGCCUGGUGGGUGACACUGUGUCACCUCCCACCCUCUUCUUGCAGGGCCGGGCUGGCGGAGCAGCUGGCAGCUGGCAGGACCCUGCGGUGCGUGCACCGACCCGGAGAGGAGGAGGAUGUCCCUUGGGAACGCUGGAGCUCUUGGGACAGCACCAGCUCCUUCGUGCCGUCGGUGCUGGAGGCGCGGAGCUGGGGAAAAGCUCUGGAGCUGCUCACCAAGGGGCAGCACAGCCUCAGGGAUGUGUGGACAGGGGACAAACUCCUCUCUUGGCACGGCUGGCAGUGGGAUGUGGAGACUGCCAGCUCCGCUUUCUUGAAGGACAAAGGACCCUGUUGCCCCAGGCUUGGCCAGUUUCGGACAGUCUGCUGAGAAGGAGAGAAGAGCCUCCUGCAGGCUCAAGCCCUUCCCAGGAUUUCCAUCCCUGCAUUCCAGGGCUGAGUGCAAUUCCAGGAGCUGCAGCGAUGCCUUCAGCAGAGGAAAAGCUCAGGGGAAUGAGGGGAGCUCCGAGCACGGAGCACCUCCAAACCCAGGGAACUGGGACCGGGUCAGGACUCUCGGCAGUUUCCCCCCCUCGUUUGGGACAGAUGCCCGUGUCGGUGCCCCGCGGGGACGGGAGGUGGAUUCUCAUCUCAUGAGCGCAGACGCGCCCUGCCCACGCUGCACCUUUGGGCACGGGCUGGCGUCAGCGUGUCCGGUGACCGCACAGUUUUUGUCCCGGUUUGUGUCCCCCCGUGCCGUGUGAAAUAAACCUCUGGAUCUCU
Messenger RNA from Vidua chalybeata, 2357 nucleotides. It is a transcript of the gene ADRB3, whose product is annotated as adrenoceptor beta 3. The coding region runs from base 1 to 1299 and encodes 432 amino acids. NCBI's taxonomy places the organism in Eukaryota, Metazoa, Chordata, Aves, Passeriformes, Viduidae. Gene Ontology annotation, molecular function: beta3-adrenergic receptor activity; beta1-adrenergic receptor activity; norepinephrine binding. Gene Ontology annotation, cellular component: membrane. The record is from RefSeq and is a predicted model, not a curated record. The transcript is spliced from 2 exons. Gene Ontology annotation, biological process: adenylate cyclase-activating adrenergic receptor signaling pathway; norepinephrine-epinephrine-mediated vasodilation involved in regulation of systemic arterial blood pressure; positive regulation of heart contraction.